AUGGGCCCCGAGCUGCCCGCACCUUGGCUGCUGCUCUUCACCUGCUUCCCAGCAGGGUGUGUGUCCUUGCUGGUGACAGUCCAGCACACGGAGCGCUAUGUCACCCUGUUUGCCUCCGUCGUUCUCAAAUGUGACUACACCACCUCUGCCCAGCUCCAAGAUGUGGUGGUGACGUGGCGCUUCAAGUCCUUCUGCAAGGACCCCAUCUUUGAUUACUACUCUGCAUCAUACCAGGCGGCUUUAUCCCUGGGCCAGGACCCAUCCAAUGACUGCAAUGACAGCCAGCGGGAGGUUCGCAUCGUGGCCCAGAGGCGGGGGCAGAACGAGCCUGUGCUGGGGGUGGAUUACCGGCAGCGCAAGAUCACCAUCCAGAACCGAGCAGAUCUUGUGAUUAAUGAAGUGAUGUGGUGGGACCAUGGAGUGUAUUAUUGCACCAUUGAGGCUCCAGGGGACACGUCAGGAGACCCAGAUAAGGAAGUGAAGCUCAUUGUCCUGCACUGGCUGACAGUGAUCUUCAUCAUCCUGGGAGCCCUCCUCCUGCUCCUGCUGAUUGGAGUGUGCUGGUGCCAGUGCUGUCCUCAGUACUGCUGCUGCUACCUCCGCUGCCCCUGCUGUCCCACCCGCUGCUGCUGCCCCGAGGAAGCCCUGGCCCACCACCGCAACACGAAGCAGGCUCAGGCCCUAGGCCCUCAGAUGAUCGAAAAACCCCUGUACUGGGGGGCGGACAGGAGCUCCCAGUUUUCAUCUUAUCCAAUGAAUCCACUGCUGCAGCGAGAUUUGUCCCUGCGAUCCAGCCUCCCAGAGGUGCCAUUGACCCAGACCACCACUCACCCUCCCAUCACCAACGGUGUCCUAGAGUAUUUGGAGAAAGAGCUGCGGAACCUCAACCCAGCCCAGCCUCUGCCGGCUGACCUCCAAGGCAGAUCUGUCCAUCCCCGCAGCAUGCUGUCCUCCCUGGGCUCCGAGAUCGUGGAACGCAGAAUCAUCCACCUGCCUGCGUUGGUCAGAGACCUGCCCUCUCUGCAGAGGACCAGCAACUCCUCCCGCCAGCAGUGGCUCCCCCCGCCUCCCCCCGGACCCUGGGAUCUGAGGGAGGGGAGAAGGCAACACCGCUACUCUGAUUUCCAGCAGGAGCACCGGGACCGGGAGCCUCAGCGCUGGGCGUUGGAGCAGAGGGAGCUGGGCCGACUGCGGAGCGGGAGGCACCGCGGCUCCAGGCAGCGCGGCUCACCCACGCCCUGGUCAGAUAGGGACAGCCUCAGCGACGGCCCCUCGUCCAGCGAGGCCCGCUGGCCGCCCAACCGCCCCCCUCUCCGGAGCCGCUUCCUAGAGAGAGCCCGCGGGCCCAGCCCCCGGGGCAGCGCCCAGGGACACCAGAGGCGCCGGCACCGCAGCUACUCCCCUCCCCUGCCCUCCGGCCUCAGUUCCUGGAGCUCCGAGGAGGAGGAGGAGAAGGAGAGGCAGCCCCGGAAUUGGGGGCCCCGCCGCCGCCGCUGCCGCUCGCGCUCCCCAAACUGGCCUGAGGAGAAGCCACCCAGCUACCGCUCGCUGGAUGUCACCCCAGGCAAGAAUGGCAGGAAAAAAGGGAGUGUGGAGAGGCGCUCGGUGAGCCUGGGGCUUCCUGCUGAGGGUCGGGCGUGGGCAGAAAGGACCCUUCAGCCAGGCUGA
Messenger RNA from Physeter macrocephalus (sperm whale), 1668 nucleotides. It is a transcript of the gene ILDR1, whose product is annotated as immunoglobulin like domain containing receptor 1. The coding region runs from base 1 to 1668 and encodes 555 amino acids. The transcript is spliced from 7 exons. Gene Ontology annotation, molecular function: high-density lipoprotein particle receptor activity. NCBI's taxonomy places the organism in Eukaryota, Metazoa, Chordata, Mammalia, Artiodactyla, Physeteridae. The record is from RefSeq and is a predicted model, not a curated record. Gene Ontology annotation, cellular component: plasma membrane.